AUGGCGAGCGACCUCGACGUCACCGUCGGCCAGCGCGCCUUCCACGCGCACCAGUACCCGCUGUACGCGUUAGUAGCCUUGCUUCGUUCCCAGUACGCGUUACUAGCCUUCUCCCUGUCAACGGUGAUAGCGAGCACGGCAGCAGCAGUGGACGAGGGGAGGGCACCGGGCCCAUACAAGCGAAUAUCUCAUUCCUCCCUGGCGCCGCGCUCUCCUUCUCCCUGUCCCUUAUCCUUACCGCUCCUCUUCUCACCCCCCUUAUCCUUACCCCUCCACUUCUCACCCCCCUUAUCCUUACCCCUCCUCUUCUCACCCCCCUUAUCCUUACCCCUCCUCUUCUCACCCCCCUCCUUCUCACUUCCCCCCACCCCUCCCCCCUUUUCCUCUCCCCCUGGCAGCAUCACUGCUAGAGAUGAGCGCGUGUGCGCCCAGCCCAGCCAUGCGCUACUGCUGCCACAGCUAGCCUCUCAGCGCCGCCACCACUUCCUGCAGCACUGCCCGCACUGCCUGCACAUGCUCAUCUCUUUCAGGCACACCCUGCAGCAUCUAUCAUUUCUCCUCCCCGACCCCGCCACCCUGCCUCUCUCCACCAACCUGCUCUUCCACCUGCUCUCACACGCCUGCCUCUGCGCCAUGCCGCACUCUGCCCUCCUCUUCCUCUUCCAAGCUGCCACACACUGCCUCGCUCGGUAA
Molecule: messenger RNA, 693 nt
Organism: Closterium sp. NIES-65
Lineage: Eukaryota; Viridiplantae; Streptophyta; Zygnematophyceae; Desmidiales; Closteriaceae
Source: the annotation of a GenBank genome assembly